Durio zibethinus is the source of this 3509-nucleotide messenger RNA. Its product is annotated as formin-like protein 4. NCBI's taxonomy places the organism in Eukaryota, Viridiplantae, Streptophyta, Magnoliopsida, Malvales, Malvaceae. Gene Ontology annotation, biological process: actin nucleation; actin cytoskeleton organization. Gene Ontology annotation, molecular function: actin filament binding. The record is from RefSeq and is a predicted model, not a curated record.
ACAAAGUCAAUCUAAAUUUAUGCAAAAUCUAUCAAAUAAAGUGAUUCAAGAAAAUGUCAUUUUCCCUUCAAAAAUAUUAAAUUCCAUGAAACAAAACCCUCCUCAAUGUGGAAGCCCGGGAAGGAACAAAAAUGUAAAACGAGCAACUACUUUUCUAAAGUGUAAGCGGCGUUGUUUACCAAAACCAAAAGGUAAUAUUUCAUUCCUCAAUAUUGAGCAAACCAAAACAUUUAUUUUGCUCUGAUUUUCCCCACUAUCCAACUCUUUCAUGGCUGUCAAGUUUCAGUCUCAGACACUGAUUUGUCUCAACCUGGUGGUUGUGUUUUUCAUCUCUGUCUUACCUUUCGCUUAUUCCCAAGGUUCUCCUCAAAAUAUUGAAGUUUUCUACCCAAUUGAAACUCCAUCUCCUGCUCCAGAACCAAUUUCACCAAAACCUUCAAGUUUUUUUCCAAGUUCUGCAAGACUACCAGAUUCACAACCGCCGCCCCGAUCACCAUCAUCUUCUUCGAAUGACACCAAUAGUACUAUUGCAAAGGCAGUCGCUGCAACUGCUGCAAGCACUGUAGUUAUUGCAGGGGUAUUCUUCUUUUUCAUUAGAAGAUAUGUUCUUGCACAGCGCAAAAGAGAGAGAGUUGGGGAUAGUUUCCAGGAAGGUCAGCCUAGAGUGCCUCCAGAUGAGUUUGCAAGAGUUAAUGGCAAUAUAAAGGGGUUAAUUGUAGAUGAGAAUGGUUUGGAUGUGAUUUAUUGGAGACAGCUUCCAGACGGAGAAAACAAGAACGGGUUUCAUAAAGAGAUUUUGCAUGGUCAAAAGGAUGAAGGAGGAGGAGGAAUGGUUCGAAAAGGAUGUCGAAGCAAGAAGGUAAAACCUGUACAAGAAAUUCUUCUGUUUCGUGGGAAGUCUUCCACUUCCCAUGUUCCACCAGCUGAAGAUGAUGAUUCAAGUGAAAAUAUUGGUCCUCUACCCCCUUCCCCGUCUCAUGGGAUUGUCCUAAAAAAUGUUGCGAAAACGGAUGCAACGGUUCAAUCAAAAAUUUUGCCUCCAGCAUCAAUGCCACCUCCACAACCCCUAAUCCCACCACCUUUGUUACCAAUUCAAAGCAAUAAAAGUACAGUUACACCUCAGCCUCCACCUCCACCAGCUCCAGCAAAUAGAACUCCUGCACCUCUGCUAGUUCCAGUAAAAAGACCUGCCCCACCACCUCCGCCUCCUAAUAAAGUGGGUGGUUCAGCUAUGUCUUUGAAACCUCCUCCAGGGGAGUCUUCUGCAGAGAGUGCCACAGAAAAUGGAAAUAAUGAGGUCAAAUUGAAGCCAUUGCGCUGGGAUAAGGUGAACAAGAACGUUGAUAAUCCGAUGGUGUGGGACAAAAUCAAUGGCGGGUCUUUUAAGUUUGAUGAUGAUCUUAUGGAAGCUUUAUUUGGAUAUGUUGCAACAAAUAGGAAAUCCCCUACUAGUAGUAGUAAUUCAAAGAAUACAAAGAGUACUAACACUAGCUCAUCAUCACAAAUCAUGGUGCUUGAUGCCCGAAAAUCCCAGAACAUAGCAAUUGUGCUCAAAUCUCUGGCUCUCUCUCGUAGGGAACUCCUUGAAGCCCUAAAUGAAGGCCAAGGGCUUGAGGCAGAUACUGUUGAAAAGCUCAUGAGAAUUGCCCCCACAGAAGAGGAACAAUCCCAAAUCCUUGAUUUGGAUGGAGAUCCAUCAAGACUUGCCGAUGCUGAAUCCUUUUUGCUGCACAUUUUAAAAGCUAUUCCAUCAGCCUUCACUCGUCUUAAUGCCAUGCAAUUUAGAUCAAACUAUGACUCGGAAAUUCUCCACAUGAAGGAGUCUUUACAAACACUAGAGUUAGGAUGCAAGGAGCUUCGCUCUCAAAGACUGUUUAUGAAACUCCUGGAAGCAAUACUCAAGGCUGGCAAUCGCAUGAAUGCUGGAACUGCCCGAGGGAAUGCUCAAGCUUUUAACCUUACAUCUCUACUUAAGCUCUCUGACGUUAAAAGCACUGAUCAAAAGACUACUCUACUCCACUUUGUGGUAGAAGAAGUAGUCCGGUCUGAAGGAAAGAAAUGUUUUGUCAGCAGAAGUCGUAACCUGAGUCGCAGUGGCAGCCGAAGCAGCAAUAGUAGCUCUGAUCAUUCAACAUCAAAAGAGGACAGAGAGAAGGAAUAUAUAAUGCUUGGCUUACCAGUAGUAGGAGGCCUCAGUGCUGAGUUCACUAAUGUGAAGAAAGCAGCCACAAUAAAUUUCAUCACAUUCUCUGGCACUUGUUCAGCUCUUACUGCUCGUGUGGAAGAAAUUAAACAGCUUGUGUUGCAAUGUGCAGCCGAUGGAAAAGGGGGAUUUGUGCAAGAAAUGGAAGGGUUUAUUGAUGAUGCUGAAGAGGAACUAAAGGUUAUAAGAGAGGGGCAAAAAAGAGUGAUGGAUCUUGUAAAAAGAACCACAGAGUAUUACGAAACAGGGGCUUCAAUGGAUCCUUUCCAAAUAUUUGUUAUAGUUAGAGACUUUCUAAGUAUGGUCGACCUGGUCUGUGUAGAAAUAGCUAGGAAUCAGCAAAGGAGGAAGUCAUUAACGGCAGAUUAUGGAUCACAAUCACCAAAUUCACAAGAAUCAAGAACCAAAAUGAGGUUCCCAAUCUUGCCUGCAAAUUUCAUGAAAGGCAAGUCCAAGAGCAAUUCUAGCGAAUCGGAUGUAGGUUCAUGAAAAUGAACAGGUCUUCAUCACAAAGGCAGUGUACAUAAACUUCAUAGACAAAUUCUAUAUUCGGAUCAAGAAAAGCAAAAUGAUUUUUGAAUUCUUCCAUUUGUUUUGUACCAAAUACGAAUAGGUAAAUAUAUUGAAGUCUGAUUUUUCUGAUUCAAACUUGUUCCAUUGAGUAAGCACCGGGAAAAGCAUACGAUUUUUGGACUUAAAAGUUCAAAAAAUAAGAAGACUGAUUUACAUGAUCAAACAGAAAGAAUGGACCAUGGUAUUAAGAAAUUUUGUAUUCAAGUGUGCAGCUACAAAAGAUCAUGCAUCAGUGAACCUAAUAUUAGAUUAUGUAAAUCUGUCAGGAUAUGUUAAUGAUAAUGAUAAUGUAAAAAAUUCAGAAGUUAGAACUAACUAUGACUUACCAUGCAAAGAAUCAAUUAGUUGAUCCAUAUGUCAAACUUCAUUGUUUGGUCAAUGAAAUUAAACAGGAAUUCUGCCAUCACUCCACUUAAAUUUUUUGCAUAAUCAGUUUUUUUGGGGAGUUAGGUGCGUGUCAAGUAUGAUAUCACCUCAUCAUGUAGUAUCACCAAAGCUGUACAUCUCAUGUCUCAAUUUCAGCGGUGGAAUGUCAAAGAAAUACAUAGCCAUUUGUGUCACUAUCAGUUCCCACAUUGGCUGUUAAAUUAUAAAUCUCCUAUGAAAAGAUGGCGAAUCCAUACUUGCUUUGUUUAUUUCUAGUUUUUUCCGCUCUGGGAGGAAAGAGUUGUUGAGUCUCAACUAUGUCAGUGUCAUGAUAGCUACAAUGUAACACAACCAUGAUCUAAAACAA